UCAAACAUAGUACAGUCAUCAUGAUUUGAACUAUCGGAAGAAAUUCAAGUGGUUGUGCUAGAAUUAUCGCAAAUUAUAUUGGGCACCUUACGUAAAAAAGACAAGUUUCGUUCAUUGCGUGAAUGAAAAGCCACCAAAAUGAAGCUUACAUUAUCUCUACUAGUGUUUGUGUUAAUUUCAACCGUAAAUAGUGCCAAAAUUCUGGGUGUUUUCCCCGUGCCUGGCCGCAGCCACUACAUCCUUGCCAGUUCUCUUAUGCGAGCCCUUGCUGAAAAAGGGCACGACGUUACGGUCAUUAGCUGUUUCGGCGAAAAAAUUCCCCCGAAAAAUGGAACCUACAGAGACAUUGUGGCGACUGGAGUUUUCGACGAAAUGCAAAAGGAAAUGAACUCGAAAAACAUGUCCAUGUUCGAAAUCGGGGGCGCAAGCCCCCUACUUAAUGCUUUUUUCAUGGCAGUUCUGUUGCCCGAAAUGACCGAAAAGGCUCUAAAGCACGAAAAUGUCCAAAAAUUCAUAAACUCAGACGAGAAGUUUGAUGUUGUGAUUGUGGAGCAGUUUGCAAAUGAUGCACAAAAGGCCUUAUCGACGCAUUUUGGCGCCCCGUUGAUCACUUUCAGUACACUGGGGGCCAAUUAUUGGGUAAAUCCCCUAGUUGGAAACCCCUCCCCGCCUUCUUAUAUCCCGGAUCUGAUGUCGGACUAUUCAGUUCCAAUGACAUUUGUCGAAAGAUUGGAAAAUAGUCUUGUGUACGUUAUGAACGAGCUGCUGUACAAUUUUUACAUUUUUCCGAAACAAAACGAACUCAUGAAAAAGUACAUCCCAAGGGCCCCAGCUCACAUCAAUGACGUGCUUUACAACAGUUCUAUUAUUUUAAUGAACGCGCACCCCAGUAUCAACCAACCUGUCCCAUAUGUGCCCAACAUGGUCGAUAUCGGAGGCUUUCACGUCAAACCCCCCAAAAAACUACCCCAAGACUUACAAGAAUUUUUAGAUGGUGCCAAAGACGGUGUUAUUUACUUCAGCAUGGGUUCUAAUCUAAAAAGUGCCGAUUUGCCAAACGACAAACGCGACGCAAUUCUUAAAACGUUCGCAAAAUUGAAACAAAAAAUUUUGUGGAAGUGGGAAGACGAAAAUUUGCCGGGAAAACCACCAAACGUUAAAACCGCCAAAUGGUUACCCCAACAAGACAUUCUUGCACACCCGAAUGUUAAACUUUUUAUAACCCAUGGUGGUCUUCUAAGCACCACUGAAACCAUCUACCACGGAGUGCCCAUUCUGGCAGUACCUAUUUUCGGUGACCAGAAAUUGAACGCAAGGUCUGCGGUCAAGGGUGGGUAUGGAGUUCAUCUGCCUUAUGAAGAACUGAACGAAGAAACUUUAACUAACAGUAUUAACGAAGUUUUAAGUAACAAGAAGUACAAAGAAAAUGUUCAAAAACGGUCGAAACUCUUCCACGACCGUCUAGUUAGCCCUAUUGACACUCUUACUUACUGGGUUGAGUAUGUUGUUAGACAUAGAGGGGCACCUCAUUUGAGAGUUGCAGCCUUGGACCUGCCUUGGUACAAAUAUUUGUUAUUAGAUGUUAUUGCAGUAAUUGCUUUAGUGCUAUUAACUUUGUUGCUUAUUUUCUGUUACGUUGUAAAAUUAGUUUGCAAGAAAUUGUGUUCAAAGAAGAGUAAGAAAACGAAGAAAGAAUAACACGAUAGGAAAUAAGAAUUGUAUUUAUAAUAAAAAUAAAAUAAUAAAAAAUAAAAUAAAAAGAGAGCGUAUAUGUGCGCACCAGGAGUAUAGGAAAUUAUCAUUCCCAAACAAUUUGACUAAAAACAUUAAAGAUGCUAAGGCAUGUUAUCAGAGAAAUAUUAUUAACUAUUAUCAUUAGCUCAAUGGUCCUGUAAACAUACCAGGAGACAUUUGUGAUAAUGUUAAUGACAUUACAUGUUUGCCAAUAAAUUUUGCGAAGUUUUUA
This is a messenger RNA of Tribolium castaneum (red flour beetle), 1966 nucleotides long. RefSeq names its product UDP-glycosyltransferase UGT5-like. Lineage: Eukaryota; Metazoa; Arthropoda; Insecta; Coleoptera; Tenebrionidae. The transcript is spliced from 4 exons. The coding region runs from base 139 to 1698 and encodes 519 amino acids. Gene Ontology annotation, molecular function: UDP-glycosyltransferase activity. The record is from RefSeq and is a predicted model, not a curated record.